Molecule: messenger RNA, 3154 nt
Organism: Camponotus floridanus (Florida carpenter ant)
Lineage: Eukaryota; Metazoa; Arthropoda; Insecta; Hymenoptera; Formicidae
Gene: gem
Product: transcription factor CP2-like protein 1
Exons: 12
Coding region: 802-3057 (751 amino acids)
Biological process (GO): regulation of transcription by RNA polymerase II
Cellular component (GO): nucleus
Molecular function (GO): DNA-binding transcription activator activity, RNA polymerase II-specific; RNA polymerase II cis-regulatory region sequence-specific DNA binding
Source: RefSeq, a predicted model, not a curated record
GAGGCAGUUCUCCGGCGGAACGGCAGUAGGACACAACUAAGGACAAGAUGCGUUGCAGCCAAGGUGUGGCGAUGAUAUUCGAGGACGCGUUCGUCGUCUUUUCGCGUUUUUUGUCACUGAGAUCGCGAGGCUGCGCACUCUUGGAAACGCACCGGCAGCGCGAGACCACCGGCAUCAAGAAAUUGUACAACAGCUUCUUCGUCAUGUUCUAAGAGAGGGUGAUCUAAGCCCUGAGCACCACCGUCAGUCGGCGGAUGCAUCGUGUUUUUCCAAGCUAGAUCGAAGAUCUAGGCCGAGGGAGGGUGCUGACAAGGUGGACGAUCUACAACGAAGGGCAAAUCGCGGUGGAAUGAAUACUUCUCGCGGCCAGAGAAACGAUCUGAUCCCGGGACGAAGCCCGUCGAUCUGAGAUCUGAGAUCGACGUGGACUCGUUUCGCCUCUUAUGGACUCGUCGCCGAGAAACACACAUAAUCGUAAAAUUUUUUUUCGCAUAUAAAGCGUAUAAAGUAAUAAGUUUUAGUGUAAGUUAAGAAGUGACGUUCCUUCAUUUAUCGAGAGAGAAAUUUUGUUCGCUAAAGAAUUGCUUCUCGCCGACGGAGUCUCUUUAAGGGCGUUCGAAGAUACUCUUCGUAGGUCUGAGAUCUAAGAUUAAUGUAGAUAUUCGUCUCGCCCGGGAAUCUCAUCGCAAGCGAGCCCUUUAUUAGUGCCGCAGUAAUAUAGGCUAGGUAAUACUUCGAUUCGUCAAUCGGCGAAUAAUCUAACUAUAAUUACACGUGUGCUCUGAGAACAAGAGCUGUUGAAUGGAGCUGCAACUUAUGAUGGACGGUGGUGCGGAAACUCUGAACGGAGCGAUGUGGUUCGCCAACGCAUCGUCUCCGUCGUACGACCAACUGUCGCCGGUACGUCCAAACAGGUGCGAUGUCGUAGCCUCUCAACAGACUAUAAUGGGGUAUCAUAGUCCGGAAAAUUCUCUAUGGCAAGAUAAACAUAACUCGCCGAAAAAUUCACCGACUGGCAAUGAUCAGAUACAUUUGAAUGAUGGUUCGCCGCAACAACUCUCGUCUACCGGAUCAUCUCCGAAUUGUGAACAGAACAAUCUGAAACGUUGUUCCACGGAACCCUUGCAACGUAUUGUGGAACUCGAGAAGAAACAUAUCAGAAGAGAUGGAUCUAUCGGAAGCAAUAGUUCUGGUCAAGGUUGGUCUACGCAAGUGGAGGAACUCGCGGAGCAUCUCGCCGCUGAUUUCGAUGGAUCCUUAUCCGCUCUCGCAGCUUCUGAUCUCGCAACAGCCGUCGCUUAUACUAAUGUGAGCGAUGCCUUCCUCAAUUUACCAUCGCUGACAGUCUUUAAGCAGGAGGCGCCAUCGCCUGAAAAUCAACAAAAUAAUACCAAUUUAAAUCACGUAUCGCAAAGAACGAUCACUACAGCGCCGCCCAACAAUGGAAACGUCGGUUCUGUCGAAGCUGACAGCAACAACAAUGGCCAAACCAGUCUUCAUCAACUCUUAUACUCUUCCAACGAGGAGUACCCGCCAACCUCAACCACCAAUCACGUUUCUUCUUCCCAGCAGGGAAAUGAAUUGAAUGAGGAUUGCCGUUUCCAGUACGUCUUAGCAGCCGCUACCAGCAUCGCCACUAAAGUUAAUGAAGAAACGCUGACGUAUCUGAACCAAGGACAAUCGUAUGAGAUCAAACUGAAAAAAUUGGGUGAUUUGUCUGCUUAUCGCGGAAAGAUUUUGAAGGGAUAUCCGACCUUUCUGUUCCAGUCGACGAUACGGAUCUGCUUCCACGAGCGUCGACUGCAAUAUACAGAACGGGAACAGAUGCUGGCCUGGCAACGCGCUAGACCGGGGGAAAGAUUGCUAGAAGUGGAUGUUCCUCUUAGCUACGGGAUGGUGGACGUCUGUCAACCGUCGCCGUCUAACAACAGCGUAGAAUUUAUGUGGGAUCCCACGAAAGAAGUUGGCGUUUAUAUUAAAGUUAAUUGUAUAAGCACUGAAUUUACACCGAAGAAGCACGGUGGGGAAAAAGGCGUUCCCUUUCGGAUUCAAGUGGAGACCAGGUUGCCAAGGGGACCGCGUCUACAUGCCGCCUCGUGCCAGGUAAAGGUCUUUAAAUUGAAAGGAGCGGAUCGCAAACACAAGCAGGAUCGGGACAAGAUAUUGAGACGUCCUCUUCACGAACAGGACAAAUAUCAGCCCAGCUACGACUGCACCGUCCUCUCCGAUAUCCCUCUGGAGUCUUUAUCAUCCUCUAGCUUGCCGGCGCAAAACGAUGGAAGUCCAUACGCCUCCACAGAUGCAAUUUCGCCGCAAACACGUUCGACCAUCACCAAUUCCUCCCCGGUAGUGGCACCAUUGGCACUUUCAGUUUCUAAUUCCGGUAUCGUACCGUUGGUUCCCGCUUCGGAUGCCGUGAAGGAAAACGUGGGAACGGCGCCAGCCUUGCCAUCGCCUGCGGCCAUAUUGCCGGAUCAAACUUGUAUUGAAGCCGAUGUUAAUUUGACUGCACACAAAGCUACUUCUCCGCAACAAUUAAUCGAGUCUAUGAGAACAAGCACCCCGUGUUUUACCGAGUUACCACCGGAUGCCAACGCCACGCAGACAACUGCUUGGCUUCGUGCGAGUCGAUUCAAUGCGUUCGAGUCGACAUUCGCAAGCUUUUCCGCAUCUGACAUUCUGCGUCUGUCCCGGGAAGAUCUCAUCCAGAUCUGCGGAGUAGCAGAUGGUAUUCGAUUGUUCAACACGCUGCACUCCAAAGCGCCAGCUCCGAAGCUCACCCUCUAUUUCUCGUUGGAGGGCAAUGGCUCGCUCUGGAGAGUCACCUAUCUCGACAAUCUCACGAGCGUCGCGUUAACGAAUAAACUGCUCAACACUCUAAACUUAUCGCACGAUCGACUACACUCGAUAUUGUUCCUAGGACCACAGGGUAUACAUGUGAUGGUCACCGACGAGUUGGUAGCGAAUAUGAAGGAUGAGAGUAUGUAUCUCGUCGAAAUGAUCAAAGAUCCGGCCAGCGAGCGUUAUAAAUUACUGAUAAAGUCGAAAACUAUUUGAACAAUUUUUGAAAUUUUAUAAAGAUAUAAGUAAAAACUUUUUAAUAAGAUAAAUAUAUUAUUUGACAAACAUAUGCAAAAAAAUAAAUAUAACUUGU